CUACUAAACCCACUUUUUCUCCGUCGUUCGAUUUCUUCAUCAAUUUCCCGCAAAACCCUAGCCCUAAUCUACCCUCUACCGGCGAUAUCACCGACGGAGCAAUCGCCGAUCAGGAUUUCGUCAUCGAAGCUUCAAAGUGAGGAUAGAAGAAAGAAGGUAAAGCCUUUGAAUCCUCCAAAUUAUUUGAAGACACGAGUAGAAAUUAAUCAUUAUGCCUAAGAUUAAGACGAGCCGGGUCAAAUACCCAGAAGGAUGGGAGCUUAUCGAGCCCACACUUCGCGAGCUGGAGGCGAAAAUGAGAGAAGCUGAGAACGAUCCACAUGAUGGGAAGAGAAAGUGUGAGGCUCUCUGGCCUAUAUUUCGGAUUUCGCAUCAGAAGAGCCGAUAUAUAUUUGAUUUGUACUAUCGGAGGAAGGAAAUCUCAAAGGAGUUAUAUGAAUUCUGUUUGGAUCAGGGUUAUGCUGACCGUAAUCUGAUUGCGAAGUGGAAAAAGUCAGGCUAUGAGCGCCUUUGCUGCCUUCGGUGCAUACAGCCACGGGAUCACAACUUUGGGACCACUUGUGUUUGCAGGGUUCCAAAGCACCUCAGAGAAGAAAAGGUCAUAGAAUGUGUCCAUUGUGGUUGCAGGGGCUGUGCGAGUGGAGACUGAAGUUUGGUACUUGGUGCAUGUCAUUAGAUGUCAGCCAUCAACAUGCAAACCAGGUCCGCCAAAAAUUAACUCGUAACAUGGCCCUUCACAUUUGAAUUUAAGGCAUAUACUUCCCAUUACUUCUGAAGUCAGUAUAUGUGAGUAGGAAAAGAACCAUUUGAUAUUAAUCAGCUUGUUGGCAUCUGGAAUUUGUGGAAGCAGCUCCGAGUUCUUUAAGCUAUGAACUAAAAACUUGUCAUAAAUAAUGGAACUAUGACUACUGCAAUCCAUUGUACUCUUUAUAUUCGAUGUUGUAUGCUAAUUUGGUUCCCAUCAAACAUAUAUAUUCUAUGUUCAUCAUGUGUUGUGUAACUUGUGUUAUCCUGUGAUAUGGAAGGCUGUGCUUCCUUCA
Molecule: messenger RNA, 1040 nt
Organism: Asparagus officinalis (garden asparagus)
Lineage: Eukaryota; Viridiplantae; Streptophyta; Magnoliopsida; Asparagales; Asparagaceae
Product: protein BUD31 homolog 2-like
Exons: 4
Coding region: 212-649 (145 amino acids)
Biological process (GO): mRNA splicing, via spliceosome
Cellular component (GO): nucleus; spliceosomal complex
Source: RefSeq, a predicted model, not a curated record